Cavenderia fasciculata is the source of this 528-nucleotide messenger RNA. It is a transcript of the gene arcC, whose product is annotated as actin related protein 2/3 complex. The coding region runs from base 1 to 528 and encodes 175 amino acids. The transcript has 3 exons. Gene Ontology annotation, cellular component: cytoskeleton; Arp2/3 protein complex. NCBI's taxonomy places the organism in Eukaryota, Evosea, Eumycetozoa, Acytosteliales, Cavenderiaceae. Gene Ontology annotation, biological process: regulation of actin filament polymerization; Arp2/3 complex-mediated actin nucleation. Gene Ontology annotation, molecular function: actin filament binding. The record is from RefSeq and is a predicted model, not a curated record.
AUGGUCUAUCAUUCAAGUUUCAAUGACGAAAGUGCUGGUUUCCGUACCAUUGGAAACUUCCCAAUCUUACCAAUCAAGACUGCUCACAAGGGUCCAGCUCCAAAGCCACAAGACCCAAAUGCUGUUGAUGCAAUUGAUGAAGCUUUGGACCUGUUCAAGGCCAACAUUCUCUUCCGUACUUUUGAAGUUCAAGGUAAUGGUGACCGUGUUUUGAUCUACCUCACCCUCUACAUUACCAAGUGUCUCCUCAAGAUUGCCAAUCUUUCAAAGGCCGACGCUGAAAAGCAACUCUUCACCAUGGCUCAAGAACAAUUCUCCAUUCCAGGUGAAACCUCCUUCCCACUCGGUGGUAUGAUCACCAUCCCAGCUGCCCGUGAUGCCGCCGACAACAUCCGUCAAGCCUUGACUCAAUUGAGACUCGAGACUGGUAUCCGUCUUGUACAAAGAGUUUAUGCCACCGAUCCAGCCAGACCAAACAAGUGGUGGAUGGCUUUCUCAAAGAGAAAAUUCUUGGGCAAGGCUAUCUAA